Spinacia oleracea (spinach) is the source of this 2082-nucleotide messenger RNA. Its product is annotated as cationic amino acid transporter 6, chloroplastic. Gene Ontology annotation, biological process: transmembrane transport; amino acid transport. Lineage: Eukaryota; Viridiplantae; Streptophyta; Magnoliopsida; Caryophyllales; Amaranthaceae. Gene Ontology annotation, molecular function: amino acid transmembrane transporter activity. The transcript is spliced from 5 exons. The record is from RefSeq and is a predicted model, not a curated record. Gene Ontology annotation, cellular component: plasma membrane. The coding region runs from base 197 to 1945 and encodes 582 amino acids.
CAGUCUUUUUACCUUUGCUGUUUCCUUAACCUUUGAAAAAAAGAACCUCUCUGUCUUUUCUCCCCAACCAUGAAUACAUAUAUAUAUAUACUACAUAUAUAUAUAGAGAGAGAGGGAUUUAUAUUUGUGUAUAACAUAACUUGUUUCUAUCUUACUAAAACCAUAGAACUAGGAUUUCUUAAUCUGUUCUAAUACAAUGGAAAACACGAUUAAUCCUUCGAACAACAUUUGCUUGUGUAACUACCUACACUCCCUCUCUCAAACACCUUAUAAACUGAAGAAAAGGUUAUUAGCUACAUGGACCCCAGAUCAAGAACUGAACCAAGUGAGGCAGAGAUCAGGUGCAGACAUGAAAAGGAAGCUCUCUUUAUUCGAUUUAGUUGCUCUUGGUUUAGGAGGAAUGCUCGGGGUUGGAGUCUUUGUUACAACUGGUCCUGUUGCUCGCACUAAAUCUGGUCCUGCAGUCUUUAUCUCAUACAUUAUUGCUGGCAUAUCGGCUCUCCUUUCUUCUAUGUGUUACUCAGAAUUUUCCAUCGCAAUUCCUGUUGCUGGAGGUGCUUUCAGUUAUCUGAGAGUGACCUUUGGAGAGUUUGUGGGUUACUUAGCUGGUGCAAAUAUACUGAUGGAAUACGUGCUUUCAAAUGCCGCGGUUGCAAGAAGUUUUACUGAAUAUUUAAGUGGCACAUUCGGAGUUGAAGAUCCCAACUCAUGGAGGAUUGAAAUUCAUGGGUUUGUUAAUGGUUAUAACAUGUUGGAUUUCUCUGCUGUUGCUCUUAUUCUUCUUUUGACUCUCUGCUUGUGCCAUAGUACUAAGGAGAGCUCAGUAUUGAACCUUGGUAUGACAAUAUUCCAUGUUAUCUUCUUCGGGUUUAUAAUAGUUGCUGGUUUUCUGAUUGGGGAUCCAAAGAACUUGGUAAGUUCUCCUGGAGGAUUAACUCCGUUUGGUGCUAAAGGUGUUGUUGAUGGAGCAGCCAUAGUUUAUUUCAGCUAUAUCGGCUAUGAUUCCGUUUCAACCCUUGCUGAAGAAAUCAGAAAUCCUUCAAGGGACCUGCCUGUGGGAAUCGUGGGGUCUGUUGUUCUUGUUUCAUUCCUCUACUGUCUUAUGGGCUUGGCCUUGUGUGUUAUGGUUCCAUAUAAUGAGAUAUCGGAAAAGGCUUCAUUUGCAAUGGCUUUUCAUAAGAUGGGAUGGAAAUGGGCAAGCCAUCUUGUUGGAGUUGGUGCAAGUUUGGGAAUUACGGCAUCCCUUUUGGUGGCCAUGCUUGGUCAGGCAAGAUACCUCUGUGUGAUUGCAAGAGCUAGGCUCGCGCCUGCGUGGUUAGCUAAGGUUCAUCCUUCAACGGGCACACCUUUGAAUGCUACUCUAUUCUUGGGUCUAUGCACAGCAGCAAUAGCCCUCUUCACAGACCUCGACAUAGUACUCGAAAUAAUAUCAAUUGGUACACUCCUAGUAUUCUACCUGGUAGCAAAUGCACUCAUAUACAGACGUUAUGUUAUCAUAAGCAACAACCCACCACUCCAUAUUCUACUCUUCCUCUUCUUCCUCACAUCACUUUCGAUUGGUUUCUCUUUAUCAUGGAAGUUCGAUGAACAAUUCUGGGGUCUACCAUUGUUUGCCGGGUCCUUAAUCACCAUUACCGCGAUCUUCCACUACAUGGUUCCGUUGAGUAGGCAAGAGCUGAAGUGGUCGGUGCCUCUAAUGCCUUGGCCUGCUGUUAUAUCGAUUUUUCUCAAUGUGUUUCUUAUGACUACGUUGAAGAUGUUGUCGUUUCAAAGGUUUGGUAUUUGGACGUGUUUGAUCGUUUUGUUUUACGUCUUAUAUGGUGUUCAUUCAACUUACCGGGCUGAGGAGAUGGAGGCGGAGAUGGUGGCGCCGCAGAAUGGAGUGAUCACAAAUUUUGGGACUACUCAGGAAAGUAAAAUAGAUAUUCAAAUUCAACAACAUUGAUUAGUAGUUAGUGUUUAUAGAUCUUGCAUAAUUCUAAGCAGAAACCCACUCUAUUUUUUCAUAAGGUUAACAACCGAAAGAAGUUUGACAGUGUUGGUUGCUAAGUUGCUUCAUACGAAUUAUUAUUUUGAUCUUGA